Molecule: messenger RNA, 930 nt
Organism: Symbiodinium necroappetens
Lineage: Eukaryota; Dinophyceae; Suessiales; Symbiodiniaceae
Source: the annotation of a GenBank genome assembly
AUGGAGGCAUCGGAUGAAGCGGAUGGCAUGGCUGCACGCCGCAAGUUCUGCGUGCCGCUCUUCAUCCCCUCCUUGCUGCAAGGAAAGAGUACAGCAGUGGUGACGCCUAUGCUUCCAAUCUUCAUUCAGGAAGAUCUUGGGGGAAGUGUGGCCGACGUCGGGCUUGUGGCUUCAACCUAUGCCCUGGCGCAAGUGGCAACUUCGGUGCCUAUGGGCUUUGUCCUAGCCCACUUCAACCACAGGCAGUCUUCGAUGGCUGCGCUUGCUGUUUGCGUGCUGACGUCCCUUCUGGCGUGUCAAAGUUCGAGCAUCGUUCAACUGGUUCUGAUCCACACUUGCUCUUGGUUUGGAUGGCAGCUCGAGCCCGAUUGCCACGUGAUGCGCAUGAGUGGAAGUUCGCUUUUGCCUGUCACUGUGCUUGCACUUGUUGCAGCCAUUUUUGCACACAGCAAGCAGUUAGAAGAGCGAAGUGGCGACCGGCCAUCGACUGUCGUGAGCAUGAAGGUUUGUCUCGCAGCUGUUAUUGCUGCGGCCUUCGCCGCGACAGCGAUGUCACAGGACUCUCCCGCUGAGCUCCUUCGCGAACUACAGGCCCAGAAGGCCUUGUUGGAGGAGCAGCGAAAGGAGCUGAAGCAGAUGACCGAAACCCAGGAGAGCAUGGCUGGUGCCAUGGAUUCGGCUUGGCUUUGCCUUUGUGGGGCACUGGUUAUGUUUAUGCAUGCAGGAUUUGCAAUGUUGGAAACCGGCUGCUGCCGCGCAAAGAAUGCCUCGAACGUUUUGAUGAAAAAUUUAGUCAAUGUGAGCGUGGGCACAUUGGGUUGGUGGAUGUUUGGCUGGGCCCUUGCCUAUGGCUCUCAAGUCGGGUCUUUCAUUGGCACAGAUGGCUUCUUCGGCCUUGGCUUCUACACUAAAGAUGCAUCGGGCAACAUC